AUGUAUUAUUACGUAUCAUUUCUUUUUCCUACACUCAUACCAAGUGUUUUAAGUCUUGCAUCUAUCGAUCGUUUAUUGAUAUCUUCUCAAAAUAUUGAUACACGUUUGUACAGCUCUAAACGUUUAGCUUAUUUCUCUAUCAGUAUUUGUAUUACUUUCUGGAUUCUAUUCUAUAUUCAUGUUCUUAUUAAAGUCCAAAUCGAAGAAGUGUAUCCUUCAGUGUUAAGUUGUUAUUUUGAUCUUUUACAAUCGUAUCGUUAUUUUGUUUCUUACUCAUCAUUACUUAUCAGUUUUGCUUUGUGUUUUAUUAUGAUUAUUUUAUGUAUGUUUGCUUUCAAAAAUGUUCGUCGUAUUCGAGCUAAACCACAUCAACAACGACAUGAAGUACGAACAAUGACAAAAAAAGAUUUUCAAUUACUUCGUUGUUUGUUCGUACAAGAUGUUAUCUUCAUUCUUUUCAGUAUACCUCUAAGACUUUCCAGCGCUUAUCAAUCGGCCACAGCUGAUAAAAUAAGAACACCAUUACAAAAAGCCACCGAUGAUUUCUUUAACAAUUUUAGUACAGUUCUUCAUCAUAUUCCUUACUGUGCUAGUUUUUACAUAUUCAUAUUAGUAUCAAAAGCUUUUCGACAUGAACUCAAACGAAUGAUUUUUAAAAUAGUGGGAAUAGACAUACCAUCAAUACAACAUGAAGAAAAGAGACUGAACAAUGCUGGAAGAGAGAAUGUCGAAUUAAAUAUUGCUGUUGUUACUCGUAUUGAAUGUUGA
This is a messenger RNA of Adineta steineri, 768 nucleotides long. The record is from the annotation of a GenBank genome assembly. Lineage: Eukaryota; Metazoa; Rotifera; Eurotatoria; Adinetida; Adinetidae.